AUGACGGAGGAUGACGUCAAAUCACCAGUCUUAGAUGCAGAGUUUUGGAUUAUGAUUAUUUUGUUAAGUGUAUCGAUCCCGUGUUCAAUCAGUAUUUUCAUUUAUUUUUAUCGACAGCGAAAGAAGAUUGCAAUUCAACACCAUCUGACUCUUGUAUUGGUUACUCUCUGUUUUAUGGACAUGGUUAUCAAUUAUCCAAUAGCCUUGGUGCAAAACCGGCGGCAAAGGGUUAUUUCUGCAACAGCAAGUUUUUGUUUAUUGUGGAACUGGUGGGCUUAUUCAUUGAUCACUACACUGAUAUGGGUGGCCGCUUAUGGUUCAAUUGAGCGAUACUUACUUGUCUUUCAUAAUGGUCUUUUCUUAACAAGAAGAAAACGAAUUUUUCUUCAUUUUCUCCCGAUAUUAACUGCAAUCAUUUACUCUUACACAUUCUAUUUCGUCGUUAUUGUUCUUCAUUCCUGUGAAGACCGAUGGGAUUAUAAUUCUCUACUCUGCCGUCUGCCGUGCUACGUAUACAGUCAACCUACAGCUUCAUUAUAUGAUUUUGUUGUGAAUACAUUUAUACCAUUGACUAUAAUAACUGUAGCAAAUGUGGUUUUAAUUGUUCGAGUGCUUUGGCAGAAACGGAAAAGACAACGAGAUUGGAAACGCAAAUGGAAGUUAUCCGCCUAUCUCAUAUUACUUGCUGUCUUUUUCAUGAUUACUUGGUGUCCAGGAACGAUUAACAGCCUUAUCUACCUGUACACAUUGUCACCGGUAUCUGAAAACCUACAAAUGAAAUACUUCUUUUUCCUCCCGAGUUUAUUGGAAAUGAUAUUGUCGAUCAUUUCCGUAUUCUUCCUACCGGAUUUCACGAAAACAGUUUUUAGAUUUCGUCGAAGAACUGUGAAGCCACAUAUAGUUAAUCAUUAG
This is a messenger RNA of Adineta ricciae, 912 nucleotides long. Lineage: Eukaryota; Metazoa; Rotifera; Eurotatoria; Adinetida; Adinetidae. The record is from the annotation of a GenBank genome assembly.